CGAAGAGAGUCGCGCCUCGCGCAUCGUGGCUCCUCCUCCUCCUCCUCCUCCUCGCCCCCUCCCUUCCUCUUCUGCUGUGUCCUCUCUCUCUCUCUCUCUAUCUGCCCAGGGGGGGCGGCGGGCGCGGCCUCGCCCCAGGGGCAGGGCCCCUGGCACAGCGCCCGGGGUUGGAGCAGCGCCCUUCUCGCGGGGCGCGCUGCGCGAAGAGUCGGGGACCUGGGAAGGCAGCCGCAGCGGCUCUCCCACUGGGUGCCUGGGGAUGCCGCCGGCAGCGUCCCCCGGCCGAUCCGAGGGCAUCGUCCCCGCGCCACCUGGGAAUUUCGUGGCUGCUUCCGCUGGCUUGUCCUGAACGUGUGCAGGGCUGAGCCUGAAAGGUCUACAAUGUCGCCAUCAGCGCGUGCGAGAAAGGCGGACAGUGGAAGAAAGCAUUGUUCUUGUUCAGAGACAUGAUAAAGGCGAAGGUGAAUAUAGAUGUUGUAAGCUACAGCGCUUGUAUCAGCGCUUGUGAGACAAUGGGGGAGUGGCAGCAGGGGCUGUCGCUUUUCAGCAAAAUGGGGAAGUAUACUGUGAAGCCGAACGUCAUAACUUACAGUGCUACGAUCGGCACGCACAGAAAAUACGGACAGUGGCAGCGGGCAGUAUCAUUGUUCAGCGAGAUGGAACGGGCGAAGCUGAGACCAAAUGUGUUCACCUAUACAGCUGUUAUUAGCGCAUGCGCGAAAGGCGCGGAGUGGCAGCGGGCCUUGGCACUGCUCAGCGACAUGGAGGACGCAAGUGUAGCUCGGUGCAGCGUCGGCUACGGCUCCGCAAUCAGCGCGUGCGUGAGAGGCAGGCAGUGGCAGCAGGCAAUGUCGCUUAUCAGAAUGAUGCUGGAAGAGAGCGUGGCACCAGACGUCAUUUGUUACGAGGCUGCAAUGUCCGCGUGCCGAGUGUGCGCGCGGUGGCAACAAGCAAAGGUAUUGCUCAGCGAAAUGAGGAGAGUUCUACUGCAGGUUGGGAGUGAAAGCUACGGUAUAGUAAUCGGCGCGUGCGAGGAGAGUGAGAAAGAGUAAGUAGAGCUGGUCCAUGCGUACAGUCGUUUGUCAGCGACGAGGGUGCGAAGGUGGAGCCUGACCUCACCAGAGACUUCGCAACAUUGCUGGCAACGCACAUCUUGGUCACAACAUUGCAGGCGUUGUCCACAUGGCCACCAGAACCGUCAUCAAUCGCAUGAUUAUGCGUUUCCCGUUUAUGAAACAUUGUUUGGUUUUGGCAUGCUGCGUUGCAUUACGCAUUCGGUUGGAGAGGACCCCCGCCGAGUCCAGGAGUGCGUCCGAAAGUGGGCAGGUGGCCUUGAAGCGGAUAUGUGCGCAGGAUAAGGCCGAGUAGGCGCAUAUUGCCUGGAAGCGCGAUAGCCAAACCUAGCCUCCAAACAUUACCUUGACGGACGUUGGAGUGCACAGUGGCAGAAGGAUUUCGGACGUUGAUUAAGAUACGGUCAAGCCAAUCAUCUCGGCGCGUGUGUUCACCUUUGCCCCGCACUUCACGUGCCCGAAAUGAGGGAGCAGCCCCGAGAACAGCAGCAUUGACAUCGCCAACAGAUUUGAUGAAGGAGCAGCCCACUACCUCCUACUUGUUUUCUCAUACCCAGGCCCAUUCAUAUUCAGAUUCAUGUAUAGCCAGUCAGAUCAUCCACACUCAGAUCCACCCAGAUUCUGAAGCGCUCAGGUUAUGGCUUGCACACAGCCAGUCACGCAGACCCAGAUUCAUUCACAGCCAGACUCAUUCACAUUCAAAACGAUCAGGUUCAUAGUCAUUCGCACGAACACUCAAUCAUACCCGUAUUCAUU
Molecule: messenger RNA, 1829 nt
Organism: Prorocentrum cordatum
Lineage: Eukaryota; Dinophyceae; Prorocentrales; Prorocentraceae
Source: the annotation of a GenBank genome assembly